GGGGGGGACCCGAACCCCGGUUCUGCCGCUGGUUCGCUGCCAGGCACCCCCCGCCUCCCCCCUGAAGAGGGGGGAGGAGACCCUCGCCCCUCAGAGCCCUGCAAGCCGGGGCUGGGGUGCGGGUCCCCGGGGACCGGAGCUUGGGCGCAGCCCCUCCCGCGAGGGCCCGCGCGCCAAUGGGAGCCCGCGCGCUGCCGUCACUGCCCUCCCGCGCCCGUUGCCCGGCGACGCGGGGACGUCGCGCAGGGGCGCGCGCCCACUCCUGCCCGCCGCGGCCGCGGCCCUCUCCCCGGGGCUCGGCGAGGUCACGUGGCAGAGUCACGGCUCGCAGCCUCGGGCCCCAUCGGGAGGCCUGGCUGCGGUGGCCGAGGCCGGGAGCCCGCGCCCCCGCCCGCCCCCCCCCGUUCGGCUCUGACGCCACUUCCGCCGGCGACCCCUGCCCGACCCCGCUCCCCCACACCUCGUGUAAGGUGCACGACGCCAGCUCCCCGCCCGGGGGCGGGCGCCUGGGGGCCGCCAUGGCCCCCAGCCACCUGUCCGUGCGGGAGAUGAGGGAGGAUGAGAGGCCCCUGGUGCUGGAGAUGUUAAAGGCCGGCGUCAAGGACACGGAGAACCGGGUGGCCCUCCACGUGCUGACGCGGCCCCCGGCCCUGCUCCUCCUGGCCGCGGCCAGCAGCGGCCUGCGCUUGGUCCUGGCCUCCUUCGCCCUGGCCCUCCUGCUGCCGGUGUUCCUGGCCGUGGCUGCCCUGAAGCUGGGCCUGCGAGCCCGCUGGGGCUCGCUGCCUCCCCCGGGCGGCCUGGGGGGGCCCUGGGUGGCCGUGCGCGGCUCCGGCGACGUGUGCGGGGUCCUGGCCCUGGCCCCUGGCACCAGUGCAGGGGACGGAGCCCGCGUCACCCGCCUCUCUGUCUCCCGCUGGCACCGGCGCCAAGGCGUGGGCAGAAGGCUGCUGGCAUUCGCCGAGUCCCGGGCUCUGGCCUGGGCUGGGGGUAUGGGGGAGACGCGCGCCCGGCUGGUCGUCCCCGUGGCCGUGGCCGCCUGGGGCGUGGCCAGCAUGCUAGAGGGCUGCGGCUACCAGGCAGAGGGUGGCUGGGGCUGCAUGGGCUACGCGCUCGUGAGGGACUUCUGCAAGGACCUGUGACCCCCACCCUGAGCGUCCCCGUGGCCACCGGGAGGAUGGGGCGGGGCUGGAAGGUGGCGCCCGCUGCAUGCCCGGUGCCCCGUGCGUGACUCCCCAGCACACCUGGGGCUCGGCCGCCGGUCUGUCCGCGUGGUGUCUGGGGGGGUCUGCACUUCUCAGGAAUCCCUCUUCCCUCGUGGCUCCUGGGCCACCAGAGGUCCCCGCCCCCAGCCCAGGGGCACCUGUGUCCCCAGCCUGCCCCGCCCUCCAGGAAGGGACACCUAGCGGAGUUGGGAGCUGCACAGGACACGGCCAGAGGGGACAGGGCCUCCCGGGGAGAGGGGUGGGGGACACGAGGUGCUGUGGGCAGCGGGCACCCGGCCGCGGCUGGGGAGCUCUUCCUCCGGACCCAGCCAUCUGGUUUCCUACACUGUUUGUUAAUAAAGCCCGAAGUGGCCUCCUCUCUCUGA
Messenger RNA from Oryctolagus cuniculus (rabbit), 1588 nucleotides. It is a transcript of the gene NAT14, whose product is annotated as N-acetyltransferase 14 (putative). The record is from RefSeq and is a predicted model, not a curated record. Gene Ontology annotation, molecular function: N-acetyltransferase activity. Lineage: Eukaryota; Metazoa; Chordata; Mammalia; Lagomorpha; Leporidae.